Betta splendens (Siamese fighting fish) is the source of this 2634-nucleotide messenger RNA. Its product is annotated as ras-related protein Rab-35. Gene Ontology annotation, biological process: endocytic recycling. The coding region runs from base 991 to 1620 and encodes 209 amino acids. NCBI's taxonomy places the organism in Eukaryota, Metazoa, Chordata, Actinopteri, Anabantiformes, Osphronemidae. Gene Ontology annotation, cellular component: endosome membrane; plasma membrane. The record is from RefSeq and is a predicted model, not a curated record. Gene Ontology annotation, molecular function: GTP binding; GTPase activity. The transcript is spliced from 7 exons.
CUGGGGUGAUGAGAGUGGGUCAUCAACUGCAGUCAGGUGUGGUCGGCAGGGAGACGUUGCGACUGGGUCGUUGAUCCAGUCGGCGCAAUUGGGACACGAGCAACGUCUGGAGCGGUUCUGCUUAGAUGACCCACUGCCUCGAGUACGCGACACGACGCGACACCGGCUAAAGGAGCAAGAAUCAAGACCCCGGCCCCCUCUGCUUUGUGUGGGAACAUUUGAGAUGAAGUGGAAUUAAGGGAUCACCUCAAAUAAACCUCAUCUUACAAAACCACUACUGAACUGCUGUGAAAAAGAGGAACAGCUUCAUUUCUCAUUUGUUUCCAGUAAGGGAUGGUGUUAAUGUGCGAGCAGUGGAGGACUUCAUCGCCAUAACUUGAAUUAACGGGAUUUACAAUUAAAGUCUUUCAUCUGUUUGACUGUCGUAGCAAUUCACACAAAAUGCCAGACAAUAAACGCAGGCAGUCUUAGGUGUGUGACUGUCAAUAUUUAAAUGCCCAGACCAGUGAAGUCAUUACAAUCAACACAGGAUCCAAAGGAGAAAAGAGGGAGAGUCCACACUGGACGGUUGGAUGGUGACGGCAAGAAUCAGUGAGUUGGAAAUCCCCAGCAGGAGUUUCACUUUGCGGAACUGGAACCAAGGUGGAUCCACGCGGCCACUCGAACCUGUCAAGUAUGAGUCAUAAACGUGGAGCACUUCGAAAAUGCUCCGCAGUGUGCAGUCUCCUGUGGCUUCACUAUGAAACCAAAUGGCAUAAUGUGAACAUCUGAACUGAAACUCAAGUAUAAGCCAGGUCUAAAAGGGCAGAAGUAGAACUGGAAAUGUCUGAUCAUUGGCAUGGGAAUGCCUGUGACUUUUGGACAAACUGUUGUGCUACUCUGAGCUGGUAGCGUUGGGAGCCGGGACAAACCGAAACACGAGGUAGAGAAGGAAAAUCGCUGCCUUCUAUGAAAGAGAAUUUACUUUGAAAUUCAGUGAAAAGCCUCCAAAUGGCAGGAAAAGACUACAAUCAUCUCUUCAAGCUGCUCAUCAUUGGAGACUCCAAUGUGGGAAAAAGCAGCCUUUUGCUCCGCUUUGCAGACAACUCCUUCUCUGGCAGCUACAUCACCACCAUCGGCGUUGACUUUAAAAUCCGCACAGUAGACAUUGAUGGAGAGCGAGUCAAGCUGCAGAUAUGGGACACGGCAGGGCAGGAGAGAUUCAGAACCAUCACAUCAACAUACUACAGGAACACCCACGGAGUCAUUAUUGUUUACGAUGUGACAAACCCUGAGUCCUUUGUAAAUGUUAAAAGGUGGUUAAAUGAAAUCUCCCAGAACUGUGACAGUGUCUGCAAGGUCCUGGUUGGAAACAAGAAUGAUGACCCUGCCAGGAAACAGGUGGACACUCAGGACGCUGUGCGUUUUGGAGAGUCGGUCGGUGUUCGGGUCUUUGAGACCAGUGCCAAAGAAAACAUAAAUGUAGAAGAGAUGUUCAUGGCCUUCACCCGCUUGGUGCUCCGGGCCAAGAAGCAGAGCCAGAACCGAGCCGAAAGAGAAAGGGAGCGGGAGAAGGACACUGUCAACAUCAACGCUCAGAGAGACCGCGACCGCAGGAAGAAAGGGAAGAAAUGCUGCUGAGACAAAGACGCCAAAGCCACUUGUCACUCAUCGCUUGCACAGAAAGCAUUUAAAUCAGCUUGGGAUCGUGCCUUAGGAGAUAAGUGUAUUGUUUCAAACUGCAGAUAUGAAUGUUACAAACUGUGCCGUUCACUCUUUACUAUGCCAAGUUAGUAAACAAAUCUACAGGUCGUAAUGGGCCAAGGGAUUUGCAGUCUGUCAGGACUGACUGGACGUAGCGGGCCUGGAGGUCACAUGACAUGUCAAUGGACCAUUCUAGUGCACUUUUAGGUUGUUUUUUUUGUCUUAAUGUCUGUUUAAAUUUAAUCUAAACUUUAUCUAAACUGAGCUUGCGUUUCAGUAUGUGUUCUAUUAAUUAAGAUGGAGUUGAGUAGAUUUGUUCAACAAUCCAGAGUAUAAAUUAGUCUCCAACUAACAGCUGUAAACACAAUCCGCUCAGUUGUUGAUUUAUUGAUAUAAUAUAAAAAAAAUACUUAAAAGGGCCCAAAGUGUUGCCAUUUACCUUCUUGUCACAACCCAACAACUACAUCAAAUAAACAGAUGUUCUUUUUUUGAUUAUUCUUUGAGCAUCUGUAAUCCAACUCAAAUCUAACUGCAAGGUGAUCUUCAUAUCUUCUAAUAAAAUAAAUAAGAAUGUCUGUUGCCUGUGGUCUUCUACUGUAGCUUAUAAAGUGACUGUGGCAAAUGGGUUAAAACUGGCAUAGUCCUUUAACUUUGCACUAGUAACUAUUGUGUGCUCAUGUGUUUUCCCCUAAUACACAAGUAUUUGACCACUAAAGGGAAACUGGCUGCAGUUGCUAUUAAGUCAUAACUUUGUCCAACUAACCAAAUGUGAUGAGUGCCGUCCAGCUUGUUUGCCUUAUGUCAGGUAUAAUGAGGCCACUGAUUCUUGAUUCUAGUAUGUAUAAUCUUACACAUACAAGCCCAAAAUGUGUCGAGUUGUUGGAUGUUUGUUUCCUUAAUGUAACCGUUACCUAGCGAAUGUGUCCAACUACCAAUAAAGCAAUAAAUCUA